This is a messenger RNA of Sus scrofa (pig), 2485 nucleotides long. Lineage: Eukaryota; Metazoa; Chordata; Mammalia; Artiodactyla; Suidae. The record is from RefSeq and is a predicted model, not a curated record.
AUGCCUCAGGCCUGGCGCCCUCCCCCGCCCGGGGCUCAGCCUCUCACCUGCCGCCGCCGCCGCCGCCGCUCCACGCUCCUCCCGGGAGGGGCCCCGACCCGACCCGGCUGCGGACCGCUCUGCACUCCCCCUGGGCAGGCCCGGGGCGGAGCCGGGGCCUCUCCUGAGCGCCGCAACCCCCCGCCCGGGCAGCCGCCGCCGGCGCCGGGCUCCACGAGAGGGCGGGCGGGGGAGGGGGGCCUCGGAGGCCGCAGAUCCCCGGGCUCGCGUACAGAGCCAGGCGCCCGACGCGGGCCCGGGCCCGGGAGGCCGCGGGGGGCGCGGGACCGGCCUCCUGGCGCCGGACAAAGGCCAAGGGAGGCGCAGAAGAGCCCAGGCCCGGUCGGGAGGUGGGGGCCCGCUCGACUAGGGGCCACUCGGGUGCGGCGUGGAGGGCGGGGGGGUCGGAACCGCUGGUGCCCAAGACCCGCCUCCGGCCCCUUAAUCCGGAUCGGUUCGGUCCGGAUUAGUAGUGAUCGGUGUAAACACACUAGUGAAACCGCGUGUUUCCUCGCGAGAUUUGCACGGCUGGGAGGCGGGGGGGUCCUGGGGGGGUGGGGGAAGCGCCGACAGUGGGGGAGGAGGGGGAGGGGAAGAGGAAGGUGGGGGGGGUCCCCGCUGCCCCGGCGCCCCGCCUCCUCCAAUCAGCGGCCGGGUUGGCGGGCAGGGGUUAACCAGGGGACCCCGCGCCGGCAGAGGAGGCCGCUGCCUCGCCGGGCGGCUGAGGGCGGGCAGGCAAGCGCUCCAGCCAGAGUGGCUGCGACGCGAGGGGAGUCGGACCGGCCCGGGCCGGAGUCCCAGAGCCCCCGCCGCCGUUUUCGUAAGGUCGGCCCCCGCCCCGCGGAACUGGCCCCAGUCGAGGCGGGUGGGCCGGCACCCUGGGUCGCGGACCGGCGUGGGAGGGCCCUCGCCGCCUGAGCUGGUUGCUUCCCCGACCCGCCUCCCAGAGCCCGGCGUCCGCCUAAUCCCUGGUCUCCACGAGUUUGGGUGAGAAGCGGGGUUGCUCUGCCCAGGAUGGAUUUUAGAGGAAGAAAGCCCAUGAGCCAGCAAACCCCGCCCGAACUUCCCCGGAGACGCCCAGUUAGUGAGUUGGCUGUGCCCACCGGUGUUGCCUAGCUCCCACGCCCCGCCGCUCUCCAACCCCACAGUCCUGCUCCCCAAACCCACAUAUGCCGCCAUCGACAGCGGACAGCGUUUCCCCUCCACGUACCUGGUUGGCUGGACGUCUCCAGGGACUAGAGGUGCCCUGGGAUCAAGGCUGAGCCCCCACCCCCACCAGGAUGCGGCCCUGCGGAAGGGGGGGCGCUGCCCCAAAGGGACUCUCUCCGUACGCCCUGGGGGAGGUUCCAUUUCAACCUCUGAUUAAAAACAAGGCCCUCCUGGGUACUAAGGGGCUCUAAGGGGAAGUGCUAGGUUGGAGAAAACAGGCCUGCCCCUCACAGUGUCUUCUGAGGAAUGGGCAGUGUGAAAGGGCGCAGGAGCUGCGGCAGCCAGAAGGCUUUCUGCACUGGAAAAGGCUCCCACUCUGAUCACCCAGCACUAGAGGAAAGAAAUCACAUUCACCGAUUGUAUAUGAGCCGGGACACUGACUUCAAGGCAAAUACCCAACUUUUUAUUCUCCUCUGAUGCUUCCUUAAUCUGAAGAUGAGUUAAGGACUACAAGCGAAUCACAAGCGGAAAAUUCAGAUAAUGAACAAGAGCCUUGAACUUUUCUGGGGGGUAGGCAAGUACUUCAAGUGAAGUACCUGUUUCUGCCUUUUUUUCUUCCUUAUUCUUAAUUCUGUCCAUUCUGUGUUAAUGGAACACAGACCUACUGAAAGGGCAAAGGAUGGCAGUUUAUUUUUUGUUAGUUGUCCAGCCUUCCAAGCCCUUGGGCAAAUUCAAGGACUAUGGAAACACCACUCAACCAAGAGUCACCUUGCUUCAAAUCCCACGGCCAGGUUGGGCCGUGCACACACAUAUUUCCAAAGAUAACAGUGUUUGCAAGGGAGGGGGAGUGCAAGCUCCAGGCAGAGGGAAGGAGGAGGACAGCCUGGUGGACAACUAUCGAGAGCAGGAGAACCAAGAAGUAGAGAGUGCACCUUCCCUUACCCUUGCUUACACAAAAAGAAAAGCAAGUGAGGCAAGUUCUGCCCUAUGGUGAGUGAUGAAGAAAGUAACUCCUUUGUAAAGUAAAAUGACACUGGAAUGUUUCAAAUGAGGAGAGAAGAGUUUAAGAGAACACUGGACAGAGUCAGAGCAGAGUUCCAGCCCAGCUUCUCCUCAGACAAGCUACUUGGUCCCGUUACCUACACUUUUCAAGCUUCACCAACCUCAUCUAUGAAGGAGUUUGGACUAGAGGAUUUGAAACUCCUUUGUGGGUCUAAAAGGCUAUGAUUCCACCUCCCACCCCCCAUUUUUUGAAAUAACUUUAAAAAAUAAAUCAUUGGAAUACAGGAAAAGAUGA